AGCAGCUUGCCUCGUCUAGCUCUAUCUACCUACGUACGCUGCCACUCUUUCCCAACCACUUACUUAGCUAGCUAGCAGCCAUGGCCGCCCUCUCCUCUGCAGCGGUGUCCGUCCCUUCCUUCGCCGCCAAGGCUGCCACCCCCAUGCGCAGCAGCAGGAUGGUGGUGCGCGCCUCCCUGGGCAAGAAGGCGGCGAGCGCCGCGGUCGCCGUGGCGGCCAGCGCGAUGCUGCUGGGCGGGUCGGCGAUGGCGCAGGACGUGCUCCUGGGCGCCAACGGCGGCGUGCUGGUGUUCGAGCCCAACGAAUUCAGCGUCAAGUCCGGCGAGACCAUCACCUUCAAGAACAACGCCGGGUUCCCGCACAACGUGGUGUUCGACGAGGACGCCGUGCCGUCCGGCGUGGACGUCUCCAAGAUCUCCCAGGAGGAGUACCUCAACGCCCCAGGCGAGACCUUCUCAGUCACGCUCACCGUCCCCGGCACCUACGGCUUCUACUGCGAGCCGCACGCCGGGGCCGGCAUGGUCGGAAAGGUCACCGUCAACUAAGCUAUCUUCUAGUAGCUCCCUGUCCUGUCCUUGAGAAUUUGGGUCCAUUGUUGAUCGGUCAGACCGGAGGUGUGUCAUGCAUGCAUAUUGAUUAAUUGUACGAACGUACGCUAUAUGUAUAUGUUUUCUAUAAGAUGAGAUGAGGCUCUUGAUGAUAA
Triticum aestivum (bread wheat) is the source of this 703-nucleotide messenger RNA. Its product is annotated as plastocyanin, chloroplastic. NCBI's taxonomy places the organism in Eukaryota, Viridiplantae, Streptophyta, Magnoliopsida, Poales, Poaceae. The coding region runs from base 81 to 545 and encodes 154 amino acids. Gene Ontology annotation, molecular function: copper ion binding. Gene Ontology annotation, cellular component: chloroplast thylakoid lumen. The transcript has a single exon. The record is from RefSeq and is a predicted model, not a curated record.